GGCAGCGUUGCAGUGGUACUCCAGUGUGAUCGAUCCUUCAUUCACACAAGGCGCUGGAAGCCGGGCAGUAGAGGCGAGCUCAGUCGUCUUGCAUGCUGUUAUUCGGAGUUACUUCGGCUGCUUCUGCAGGAUGGGUGGAGGGGUCCCUCUGGUGACGGAUCCCAGUAUUACGACCACACAGGCGAUGCCAAGCAGAGGAACAUGGUGAGACGGAAAUACUGAACAACCUCGCAAUAUGAGAAGCACGCUGAACUGCAGUGCAGUCUGCAGCUCCGUGCAAUGCACCAUUGACCCGGGCCUCAGCACACAAGACGGGGUACAACUUCUGCAGCAACUGUGCAGGCUCCAAGCAGACAUAACACCUGAGGCUGACGAUAUCUCCCCCGUAUUACUGGGUGUGAUGGGCAUCUUGCUAUCAUGUGGCAUCCUCCUGGCUCUGUUUUUCCUUCUCUUCACCAUCAGGUUGAAAAACAAUAGGAUUGUGAAAAUGUCCAGCCCAAACCUCAACAUAGUGACAAUUAUUGGAAGCAUUUUAACUUACGGCAGCGGUUACAUGUUCGGGCUGAUGGAAGGAAGGACAGUGACAGCAGAAAUAUCAACCAAGCUGAUCAUUCAGAUUCGCAUCUGGACACUGUGCAUAGGAACCUCUUUGAUAUUUGGACCCAUACUGGGGAAGAGCUGGCGCCUGUACAAGGUCUUCACUCAACGAAUCCCUGAGAAGAGAGUGAUCAUCAAAGACGUGCAGUUACUGGGGCUGGUAGCGGGGGUGAUUGGCGUGGAUGUGCUGGUUCUGGUGACGUGGGGCAUUGCUGAUCCUCUGGAGUGUACACAAUCCAUAAAUGCAGCAAUAAGGGCAAUUGAGAAAGAUCUGUCUUACUCUAUCACAACAAUUAAAUGGUGUUCGUCCCACUAUACAGACGUCUGGAUUAUUCUUAUUUCACUUCUAAAGGGGAGUCUUCUGCUGUAUGGUACCUAUCUAGCUGGUCUAACGAGCAAUGUCAGCUCUCCCCCCGUUAACCAGACCACCACCAUCAUGGUGGGAGUUUACGUGGUCAUGUUCACCGCAGGAAUCAUCAUCCCCAUCAUCAGAUUCCUGGAUUCCUGGCCCAACCUAACCUACGGUGUCACCACUGCGGGAAUCUUUGUCUGCACCUCAACAAUCAACUGUCUCAUCUUCAUUCCACAAGUCAGACAGUGGAAGAAAUUUGAUGAAGAAUUAAACCGUACGCCUAAUCAAAUGUCCAAGUAUUUGAAUAGUCCAAGCAAGACUUUCCGUUCUAUGUACAGCGAUGAGCAGAUCUAUCACCUGCUUGGGGAGAAUAACUCCAUGAAACGUCUUCUCACUGAGAAAAAUGCAACGAUUGAAUGUCUGCAGGAGCAGGUUAAUAAUGUGAAGGAGAGGCUGAUGUAUCUAAUGGAGCCAGAAUACAUUGACGAGCUUGGGGAUGAUAUUCCAGCUUCACAACCCAGCACGGCUUGCAGCCCUGUGAUAAAUUCUGCGGUCAUGAGUCCCAACACAACAACAGGAGGUUCACUGGAGGAUGAGCCUUUGUCAGACGUGCUAAAUAAUCAAGAUCACAGCUCUGUAUCACAGCAAGCCAUUCAAGCUGUGCCAUUGCAGGGCCACUUGGGACAAAUCGGACAUGACACUGAGAUUAGUCCAGAAACUGUUUUGCAUUCUCAAGAGGGGAUAGAAGUCUUAAAAGAUUCUGGAUGUUUUUACCGAGACUCUGAGAAUUAUCCAAACUCUGAGACUAUUACAGGAUCUUUUCAAAAGGCACUCGAUACUCUGGAAAUAACAUUCGAAAUUCCGAGCAAUUUGGACAAUCGAGUGAGAAUCAUGCAGGAUCCUUCAGGUGAAAUGCUCACCUCUUCCUCAGCCCGGCCAGCAAUUGUAACUGGGGCAGAUGCAAAACCUUCGAUAGGCGGUCCAAUAAAAGAGAUGAAAAACAAGUUUGUUAACAGUGAGAAGCUGCAGGAGAUCCUGCAAGAGUUGAAUGUUAAUGCUGUGAACACAAUCUAUUCACCAAAUAAAGCAAGACGAAUCCUACCGACUGGGAACCUUGGACAAUAUGGUGGGACUGCAGAGUGGAUGAAACAUCACUGUCAUAACAUUUCUCCGUACAUGAUGAGACGAAGGAGGCCACCAUUUUAUUCAAUAAGGAGUGUACCUCCUCCAUAUUACAUCCUACAUUCAACACCUCAACAUGCAAAAUAUAUCAACAAAGAGUCCAACAGGGACACGAUAAAUGCAUUACCUACUGACCAUACUCAAUUACAAAGGACUCACCAGCCAGCUAUUACCAGAUGUAAAUCUGGUCCAGCAGUCCAGCAGUCUACUAAGGUUACAGUCAGUGGAAAAUAUACAAAUGCACCUUAAUGCCCGGCAAACACCUCCAAAAACAGAACACGGGGAUGGACAUGUCCACUCUCUGACUUCAGGAGAAGAUUGUAUUAUCAAAUCCCAUUCAGGCCUUGAAAACAGACUUACCCUCCAAAGGAAUUCAAAUAGCUGGUGCAGAGAGAUCUUCUGAAAUAUAUCAGUAUGAUUAUUCGGACUCAGAAUCAGAUAGUUCCGAAGAGAUGUUUUGCUACUACCACAGGUCAUAUUGUGAAGUGUGUUGUCAGGACUCGUGUAACUCCAGUAUAUCAGAGACAUCAGACAGCGAGGUAUAUAAUGCCCCACUCCACUGGUCACAAAAGCAUUUUUAUAGCCAUCCAACCGUUAAUUUUAAAGAGGACUUAAAACCCACUUUUGUAUGAUAUUUUCUUGCCAUCAUAUUCGGCACAGACAUUGUGGGCCGAAGGGCCUGAUCCUGUACUGUGCUGUUUGAAUUUCUAUGUUUUUUUAAUUUUUAUAACGUUUUCAAAUGCACCAAUCUGUUGCCAGUUUUCUUUCAAGAGGAUGGUCUAGCUUUGUUGAAGUAUUUAAUUUAUUUU
This is a messenger RNA of Amblyraja radiata (thorny skate), 2940 nucleotides long. RefSeq names its product G protein-coupled receptor 156 (gene gpr156). Lineage: Eukaryota; Metazoa; Chordata; Chondrichthyes; Rajiformes; Rajidae. Gene Ontology annotation, molecular function: G protein-coupled GABA receptor activity. The transcript has 10 exons. The record is from RefSeq and is a predicted model, not a curated record. Gene Ontology annotation, biological process: G protein-coupled receptor signaling pathway; gamma-aminobutyric acid signaling pathway. The coding region runs from base 236 to 2380 and encodes 714 amino acids. Gene Ontology annotation, cellular component: membrane; G protein-coupled receptor heterodimeric complex.